This is a messenger RNA of Gossypium raimondii (Peruvian cotton), 632 nucleotides long. Its product is annotated as 30S ribosomal protein S17, chloroplastic. The coding region runs from base 57 to 518 and encodes 153 amino acids. Gene Ontology annotation, cellular component: ribosome. Gene Ontology annotation, molecular function: structural constituent of ribosome. Gene Ontology annotation, biological process: translation. NCBI's taxonomy places the organism in Eukaryota, Viridiplantae, Streptophyta, Magnoliopsida, Malvales, Malvaceae. The record is from RefSeq and is a predicted model, not a curated record. The transcript has a single exon.
AAGAAUAAAGAACUCACAAGUCCUUAUCCGCUUCUUCUUCGACACUACACCCCAAAAUGUCGAUAACUUUUUCUCUCCAAUCUCUCAAGCUUUCAUCCCCAUUCCUCCAUGGCUCAACUUCCCUCCCUCUUCUCUCAAAACCCAACUCUUCUCCCCCUCACCAACCCCUCCGAUCCCCGGCUUUUCUCCCUCCAAUCAGGGCAAUGAAAUCCAUGCAAGGCCGGGUCGUUUGUGCCACAAAUGACAAGACAGUGGCAGUGGAAGUGGUGCGUUUAGCCCCGCAUCCCAAGUACAAGAGGCGUGUUAGGAAGAAGAAGAAGUUUCAGGCUCACGACCCAGAUAACCAAUUCAAAGUUGGCGAUUAUGUGCAGCUUGAGAAGAGCCGGCCUAUUAGCAAGACCAAGACUUUCAUUGCGGUGGCUGUACCAAGUAGGAAUGGGAAGCAGGAGAAGGAGGAGGCAGGGGAGCUUGGGAUUCCAUUGGAGUCUAAACAGACUCAAGAGCAGCCGCAGGCUUAGUGUUAAGCCCUUCGCGUGGGCUCCUUUUGUUGUUGGUAAAUUUGUGAUCUUUUGCAAGUGAUUUCACUGUUUCAAAAACUGCUUUUCCUUAAUGUAAUAAUUGUCGUUUUUCAA